Messenger RNA from Candidozyma pseudohaemuli, 984 nucleotides. RefSeq lists its product as uncharacterized. Lineage: Eukaryota; Fungi; Ascomycota; Pichiomycetes; Serinales; Metschnikowiaceae. Gene Ontology annotation, molecular function: nucleic acid binding. The record is from RefSeq and is a predicted model, not a curated record. Gene Ontology annotation, cellular component: nucleus. Bases 1 to 984 code for a protein of 327 amino acids. The transcript has a single exon.
AUGCAGGCGGCGCUCCGUGAGGCGCUCGACCAGUACUUUGCAACAACCCAGUUCAACUUCACUAAAGAUACCUACAUUACAGCUUUGCGCCAGUCGAUGGAGGCGGUCUACCUCAGAAAGAGACCUUUGGUCAGUAUAGACAUCGAGGCGUUCGAAAGGAAUCCUUCUAAAGUGACGGAAGUGGGGGUGGCCAUCUACGAUCCCGAAGCACAGCAGCUCCUGCUUCAGCCGACCAUAAAGACACUUCACAUCAUCAUCAAAGAGAACAAGCAGAUGCUCAACACGCGCUUUGUGCCCAACAAGAAGUUUGAGUUCAACGGAGGUUACUCGUAUGAGCUUCUGAUGAUCCAGCUGCGUCAGUUCCUUGCGAACCUCUUCAACCACUACCUUGUCGACUGCAGAGGCAGUCUUGUGGGUCACAAUGUGGAUGGUGACAUCAAGUGGAUCAGAGGCAUGGGCGUCAAGUUUGACAACCCUUCGGUGGUUGACACGAUGAAGAUAUUCAGCUACUCCCGGUCCAAGGGCACCACGCUUCGUGGGCUCUUGAGAACUAUGGGUAUCCCACAUGCCAACUUGCACAAUGCCGCCAACGACGCCUACUACACGUUGCUCGCGUCGUUUGCCCUUUGUGAUCCACAGCAGCGAGAACGGUUCAAUUUGGAUACGUAUUUAACGUUGUACCCCAGCGAUCUCCCGAAAAAGGUGCGUGAUGCGGACAAGAGGCGUGAAAAGUUCCUGGACUUUGCGUUGUUGGAGGUGCAGCAGCCCAUUUUUGAGGAUUUCCGUGACUCAGCGCUGUGGUUCAACAGCAAGGUGCAACUGACGAGUUAUCCCUAUGAUAGAGAAGCCGCCGAGGCAGCUGCAGCUGAAGCGAAAGCAGCGAAAGAAAACGGACAAGCGGAAGUAGUUGAGGUGGAGGAGGAGACGCCAAGAGAAGCACCUACUCCGAAGCCGAAGCCCAAGCACAAGAAGUGGAAGAAGUAG